Messenger RNA from Varanus komodoensis (Komodo dragon), 1987 nucleotides. RefSeq names its product RAS like estrogen regulated growth inhibitor (gene RERG). Bases 82 to 681 code for a protein of 199 amino acids. The record is from RefSeq and is a predicted model, not a curated record. Lineage: Eukaryota; Metazoa; Chordata; Lepidosauria; Squamata; Varanidae. Gene Ontology annotation, molecular function: GTP binding; GTPase activity. The transcript has 4 exons.
GAGGACUUGGAAAUUCAUCCAUCUGGCCAAUUUGGAUAGAUCUGGACAUCACCACUCGCUCCAUUUCCUUUUCGUCUCACCAUGGCUAAGAGUGCAGAAGUAAAACUGGCCAUCUUCGGCCGUGCUGGAGUUGGGAAGUCGGCUCUCGUUGUGCGUUUUCUGACCAAGCGGUUCAUAUGGGAGUAUGACCCUACUCUUGAGUCCACUUAUCGUCACCAAGCUACUAUUGAUGAUGAAGUUGUUUCCAUGGAAAUACUAGACACAGCUGGGCAGGAAGACGUCAUUCAGAAGGAAGGACAUAUACGAUGGGGCGAGGGCUUCGUGCUGGUCUACGACAUCACUGACAGAGGGAGCUUUGAAGAGGUCCUUCCACUUAAGAACUUGCUGGAUGAAGUCAAAAAACCCAAGAAUGUGACUUUGAUCCUAGUUGGCAACAAAGCGGACCUGGACCACUCCAGGCAGGUUAGCACGGAAGAAGGGGAAAAGCUGGCCACAGAACUAGCUUGUGCAUUUUAUGAGUGCUCAGCUUGCACUGGGGAAGGAAACAUCAUGGAGGCCUUUUAUGAGCUGUGCCGGGAAGUGCGGCGCCGGAAGAUGGUCCAAGGAAAGACCCGGAGACGGAGCUCAACCACGCAUGUCAAGCAAGCCAUUAACAAGAUGCUGACCAAAAUUAGCAGCUAAAUAUAUAUUUUCAAAAGGUUAAUGCAGAAGAGGUUAUUCUGGGCUGUAGAGGGAUCCCUGUAGAGGGUUCCAGCACAGUUGCUCAACAAGGUGGUCAAAACUUUGCUGUUUUAUUUUACUUUCUUUAAACCAUCACAUUCUUCUUCAUGACUUUAAAAAAGCAGAACAAGUUUUUGGAAUAUUCCACUCCUGUUUAGUCCAUUGCCAAAUCAUAUUAUUUUAAAAAAUAAUUCACAGAGUAGCUUAGAAAUGGGGGAACAGCUCAGAAUGUGACCGUAGGUGACUGCUUCAGCUGCAGCCUAGCAUGUGUCCAUGUUGUUAUUGUAUGAUGACCUGUCACCGGCUAAUAGGUGUUAUGUCCACUGUGGUUUUAUCAGGAGAAAUAAAUGACCUCAUAGGUGACUUACUACAAUCUCCUCCAAAGGGUCACUUCACAAACCUUCAAAACUCUGUAACCUCCAGAAAAAUGAAUGAGGAGAAUUUUGCCACAUGCCUGUUAGUGAUCAGAAAUCCAAGAAAGUAGACGAGGUGUUGACUUACAACCUCUACAACAUUGGGAAGGCGCUGCAAGAAGUCAGCUUAGCAAAUGUUUGCGUCGGGGUAGGCAGCACAUGGGCUGCCUGCGGUCCCUCUGCUAGAGACCCUGCUGCCCUUGAAUUUAGGGGGGGAAUCCCUGUGGUGCUGCAUGUAGUGUUGCAGAACACCAAAGGUGCCAAACGUAGCUGGUGAGCACGCUCAUGGGACCCCUUUGGUGCUCCAUAACAAUGCAGACAUCACGAAAAAAUAGCUUUGUAUUUUGACAUCCCAGAGAGAACGGCCCAUGGAGGAGAGGGGUUCUCAUGGACAGAUAUGGCCCUCUGACCUCUCAUGGUUGCCCCCCCACCGGUCUUCAUGCUCAUUGUUGGUAAAGCGGCCAUCUCUAUUUACCUGUAGGCUGUUGGCAAGCUAGUAGAGUCUUUAUGAACCUGGCGGUCCAUUUUUUGGACUGCAAGGCCUUGGUUUCAUCUGUUUCUCAUCACUAUAUUAAUGCAUGGUUAUUUUCAAAAACCAACAAACAGGUAAUCACAACAAUGUUGCUGCUUUUAUUGUGUCACUUUCCCUGGACCGUUGAAUGCCUACAUUUUAGUGGGACAUUUUCUAAAGCUUAGCUAGUGACAGUCCUUUGACAACUUUAUAGCAUCAACUGUACUUGUUAUGUUCAAGAUUAUUUCCGUGCUGCUUUUUGGACUCCAAAGUGGCCCAUGAAAGUUAAAAUACCAAAUGAAACAAUGACAUAUCGAUUGCAAAUAAAUGGCAUAAAAAGGCA